Molecule: messenger RNA, 2466 nt
Organism: Sinocyclocheilus grahami
Lineage: Eukaryota; Metazoa; Chordata; Actinopteri; Cypriniformes; Cyprinidae
Product: E3 ubiquitin-protein ligase MIB2
Exons: 13
Coding region: 507-2348 (613 amino acids)
Biological process (GO): protein ubiquitination
Cellular component (GO): cytoplasm
Molecular function (GO): metal ion binding; ubiquitin-protein transferase activity; protein binding
Source: RefSeq, a predicted model, not a curated record
AUCUGAUACAAGCAUUUCAUUCAGAUACACUUUAUUCAGUAUCUCAAGCCUUUAAUCUCCCGCAGGAAAAAAAAAUCAACCCACAGUUUAAAAGUAGUGCAACCCUCGGCAGCAAACAUUAUUUAAGAUGCCAUCUUUUAAUUGUCAGAACAGAGAGAGAUGCAUUUUUCGUGUCCGGUCAGUCUCUCAAAGUUCAUAAAUCAUCCAUCUCUGUUGCGUGUGCAUAAACAGCGGCAUGCAGACAGCCUGUGGAUUACGUCUUACCUUUGAUCUUAGACGCGCACCUGCGAUACGAGAGUCACAGACUGCUUAGACAUUGAUCCUGAUUGUGUUGUAAGCCUCCGAGCCGUGCAGGUGUUGCCAUAUGGCGAGAGAGCGUUCGUAAGGACACUACUGCUCCGUACAGCGGCCCUUAAGAGAAAAUCAAAGCAGAGCAGAGAUAUCUGACGCAUGAGUCUGCUGGAGUUGAUGGGAUAGCGAGCAUUGAUGUUUGACCCCUUUGAUGAAUGAUGGGAAUAGGCAGCUCCUUUGCUCCCCGAUCAGAUCAGAUCUUUACUAUAAGAGUGAGCUUGACGCCGAGACAGAACCUGUCCAGAAUCAUCCUGAAAGGAAUCUUCCAGGGGGUGAAGGUGGUCCGGGGGCCCGACUGGGACUGGGGCAACCAAGACGGAGGUGAGGGAAAGGUUGGGAAGGUGGUGGAUAUUCGUGGAUGGGAUCAGGAAUCAGGUCGUAGCGUGGCUAGUGUCACCUGGUCCAGCGGAACCACAAACGUCUACAGAAUGGGCCACAAGGGCAAGGUGGAUCUGAAAUACGUGUCGGAUGUGCAGGGAGGAUACUACUACAAGGAGCAUCUGCCCAAAUUAGGCGAGCAUGCGGAGAUGCAGCGGCAGGAGAGCGCAGACAGUCACUCGUUCCAGCAGGGUGAUAAGGUCAAGUGUCUGCUGGAGGUGGAGAUCCUCAGACAGAUGCAGGAGGGUCACGGCGGCUGGAACCCAAAAAUGGCGGAGUACAUCUCCAGAAUCGGCACCGUGCACAGAAUAACGGACCGCGGGGACGUGCGAGUCCAGUACAGUAACAACAUCCGCUGGACCUUCCACCCCGGAGCCCUGACCAAGGUGAACACGUUUGCCGUGGGUGAGCUGGUGAAGGUGCUGGAUGACACUGACAGUGUGAAGAGACUCCAGGUGGGCCAUGGAGAGUGGACAGACAGCAUGGCUCCAGCUCUGGGUCAGGUCGGGAAGGUUCUGAAGGUGUAUGCAGAUGGUGACCUGCGUGUGGCAUUUGGAGGUCAGACGUGGACCUUUAACCCCGCGUGUCUCUCUGCGCAGCGUGGCGAGGUCGACGCCAAUCUGAUGACGGCUGAGAACUCCAGUGAAUCAGGAAGUACGGUCAUUUCAGUCCUGGAGAAGCUGCUCUCUCAGUCCACGGAGCAGGAUCAUCCGGGCCGGCUGGUUAUCGAGGCGGCUCAUGGGAACGCCGUUAAAGUGCGUGAACUAGUGCAGAAAUACCCUGAGAAGGUGGAUGUUAAGAACCAGGGGAAGACGGCUCUGCAGGUGGCUGCCCAUCAGGGACAUGUGGAGGUGGUGAAGGUUCUGCUUCAGGCCAACAGCAGCAUUGAAGCUAAAGAUGAGGACGGAGACGCUGCGCUACACUACACAGCGUUCGGGAAUCAGGCAGAAAUUGCACGCUUGCUGCUCAGUAAAGGAGCCAGUGUGAACCUGCUGAAUAACUCCAUGUGUACGGCGCUGCACAUCGCUGUCAAUAAAGGCUUCACGGAUGUGGUGAGAGUGCUGACGGAGCACUCAGCAGACAUCAACCUGCAGGACUCGUAUGGAGAUACACCCUUACAUGACGCCAUUGCUAAAGACUUCAGGAGCAUCAUUGAGAUUCUGACUGUGGUGCCCAACAUUGAUUUCACGCAGCAGAACAACCGCGGCUUCAACCUGCUGCAGCACACCGCUCUGAAGGGCAACAAACUGGCGACAGAGAUGAUCUUGGCUCGAGCGCGACAGCUGGCUGACGUUAAGAAGGAAGAUGGUUUCUCUGCUCUUCAUCUGGCCGCCUUGAACAACCACCGAGAUGUAGCUGAGAUUCUCCUCAAAGAGGGUCGUUGUGACAUCAACAUCCGCAACAAUCGCAAUCAGACGCCGCUGCAGCUGGCUGUGACUCAGGGUCACGUGGCUCUAGUGGCCCUGCUGGUGACGGAGGGGGCAGACGUAAACGCAGAGGAUGAGGAUGGAGACACAGCCAUGCACACGGCUCUCAGCCGCCAGCAGCUGGCCACCGUCAUGAGCAGCGGCGAGGGCGAAGGAGCGCUGCUCUACAGCAGGGUAAGAGCAGGACAGUGACGUAGAUACUAGCGCACUGCACACUGAAUGGAAUAUGGAUGCCUGCUUUAAACAUGUACUUUUAAAACUAUGAUUAUCUAAACCAGGGGCGCUGCUAAGGGGGAAAGUUUGGAUGAUU